AAGUAGUAGCUACUAAGGUUAGGUACAUACAUACUUCAAUGUUCUUUUAGAUCCGUAACCUGCCCUGAGAUGGUAAUUACCAAUCAAAUUGCCAAGAUGCGAACGGCCCAGCAGCAGCAGCAGCAGCAGUAAGCAAUGUAAGCAAGUACAUUCCGAGGGCAAAGGACUUGCAUAAAUCCAGCGAUGCACUACAUCCGCCUCUUACGCCCGGCCAGGCUCUGCCACGACCUGUCCGGUCGCAGGAGGCCGUUCGUCUCGCUUCUGGUCACCAUCACCACGGACCUCGGCGACUCGUUCCUCUACCCGGACGAGCCGGUGGAUCUGAUUGUCGUGGUGGAGUACGGCGUUUCUGUUGAUACCACUGUUGCGGCCGCGGCCGAGACACCGCCCCCCACUAGGUGGGCUGCAGGCAUGCGGGUUCUCGACCUCAAAGUGCCCCUGAAGCCGCACGUGAAAAGGGAGGACGUCACGUGCACCAUUUUCAUAUACUCAGCUACAGCUCUGCAGUCUGACCAAUCACCGCCACGAGGGGGGGCAGCGUCGCUGGGGAGUGAGUAUGUCCUUCCAUGGCGUGUCCCCAGUGGCGGUUCGUCGUCUGCGAGGCGGGGGUUGAUCAUGCCGGCUACCGUGGAGAUGGUGGCAGGUACUUGCUCCCCCGUUUCCGUCCGGAGGCUCCGGCUCAACACCACUGGGGCGCAAACCGGCGGCGGCCUGCAGGACGUCUAUGUCCAUCUCGAGGAGGAUAUAGGCGAGAGCAUUGCCCGCCAUGUAUGGGAUGCCGGUGUGGUGACGGCUUGUUUUCUCGCCGAUGCGUGUCGUACUGCUGAAGACGCACGCGCCGUGCUUCCGAUCACCCGUGAUGAUUUUAAUGUCCUUGAGCUUGGCUGCGGUGUUGGCAUCCUGGGGCUCACCAUAGCAAGCAUACUAGACAGAGCUGCGGCCGCGCAGGAUCAGACGCUUCGCGGGGCUACCGUGCUGCUAACGGACCUCGCGGAGGCGGAGGAGCGGGCCAGAUCGAACAUCUCGAAAGUCACGCCACCGCUCUCUCGUGGUUUGUCCAAAGUGGUGGUGGCUACGGCGUAUGAGAACCUCGACUGGGACGAGGGCAGACACGGGCGCUUCGGCCCCCUCGUCUCCGCCCGUCGCUGGGAUCUCGUCGUCUUGAGCGACUGCACGUACAACGUCGACUCCCUGCCGGCGCUGGUCGGAACUUUGACUGCUCUGCAUGUGUCGAAUGCCCAGCACCAACGCUUGGAAACAACCGAAGGAGACGCAAAGACUACGGUUAUGCUGGCUACGAAGCCUCGCCAUUCUUCCGAAAAGGCUUUGUUUGGCCUGCUGGAAGCUGAUGGGUGGCGGUAUAGUGUGCUCAAGUCGAUUCCGCUGCCGAAGCUUGGGGAGGAGGAUGAAAGGGUUGAUGUAUACUUGCUUGAGAAAGGGUGAGGCCACUUGGAGGAUAAGUGGUAGUAUAUAAAAAAUUAACAGAGAUCCAUGAUUCCGUUGUCCCAUGUCCUCGACAAGCUGAAUUAGACAGAACUAGCCGAUGCUUUAUUGUACCAAGUUUCUAUUACUGCUAUUCCUUGAUCCUAUAUAUGUAUCUUGGAAAUUGUUGGGGUUGGUUCAUCAGCUCAUGCUUAGUUCGGAUAUUGGGAUAAUAUAACCAAGUACUAAGCAACUAUGCGAUUAAGCAGUUUGCCCCUCCAAAAGUCAAACAUUAUUCAUGGAAUGCUGUUUAGAACUUCAGAACAU
Messenger RNA from Hypoxylon fragiforme, 1749 nucleotides. Its product is annotated as putative methyltransferase-domain-containing protein. The transcript has a single exon. The coding region runs from base 184 to 1443 and encodes 419 amino acids. NCBI's taxonomy places the organism in Eukaryota, Fungi, Ascomycota, Sordariomycetes, Xylariales, Hypoxylaceae. The record is from RefSeq and is a predicted model, not a curated record.